CGUGUCUUACCUGUGCGCUGUGAUUGGUGCAGCCGAAAUAGACACGAUCCAGCCGUCCCAAAGUUGUGUUCAUCAGGUCGGUGUUCCCGAUCUUGUGUUCUCCGGACGGGUCAGGCGAGGGGCGCAGUGAGCUCCCUUCACCCCGAGUAGGUAUCAGUAUGUGGCGGGUUUUGAAUUGCAGAAGAUACAAUGCAAGUCCUGGUCAUUUAGUACGUCAUCACCACAAAGCUGUGUUGGCGAUUCGAAGAGAGGACAUCAAUGCCUGGGAGCGACGAGCACCUCUUGCACCAAAACACGUCAAGGAACUCACAAAUCUUGGCUAUAAAGUUCUAGUGCAGCCGUCUAAUAGGAGAGCAAUACACGAGAAGGACUACAUUAAAGCUGGAGGAGUUAUUCAGGAAGACAUCUCUGCGGCAUCUCUAAUUGUGGGUGUAAAGAGGCCACCAGAAGACAAGCUCAUUCCCAAAAAGACCUAUGCUUUCUUUUCGCAUACUAUAAAAGCCCAAGAGGCAAAUAUGUCCUUGCUGGAUGAAAUUCUGAAGCUGGAAAUUCGACUGAUCGAUUAUGAGAAAAUGAUGGACCACAGAGGAACCCGAGUAGUGGCAUUUGGACAAUGGGCUGGUGUAGCAGGGAUGAUCAACAUGUUGCAUGGGUUAGGGCUUAGAUUCCUUGCAUUGGGACAUCACACCCCGUUUAUGCACAUUGGAAUGGCUCACAACUACAGAAACAGCAGCCAAGCAGUUCAAGCCGUAAGGGACGCAGGAUAUGAAAUCGCUCUAGGCUUGACACCAAAAUCUAUUGGACCUCUGACCUUUGUGUUUACAGGCACUGGCAAUGUAUCGAAGGGUGCACAAGAAAUAUUUACUGAACUUCCCUCGGAGUUUGUUGAACCCCAUGAACUUCAAGAAGUUUCUAAGACUGGAGAUCUCAGGAAAGUUUAUGGAACUGUAUUAAGCCGCCAUCACCACCUCGUACGGAAAACUGAUGGAGUGUAUGAUCCUGCAGAGUAUGAAAAGAACCCUGAAUUGUACACAUCUCGGUUCAACACAGAUAUUGCUCCGUAUACUACAUGCUUGAUUAAUGGCAUUUACUGGGAUCCACAUACCCCACGUUUACUAAACAGGCAAGAUGCUCAGAGGUUGCUUGCUCCUGUCAAGUCAUCUUCAGCUGCCACAGAGGGUUGUCCAGAGCUACCGCACAAACUUCUAGCCAUUGGUGACAUCUCUGCCGACACCGGGGGAUCUAUAGAAUUUAUGACUGAGUGUACCACUAUCGAUAUUCCAUUUUGUAUGUAUGAUGCUUAUCAGCAUAUCAUCCAUGACAGUGUUGAAGGUAAUGGUAUACUGAUGUGCUCAAUUGACAAUUUACCAGCUCAACUUCCAAUUGAAGCAACUGAAUAUUUUGGAGAUAUGCUAUUUCCUUACAUAGAAGAAAUGAUAAUGUCUGAUGCUACAAUACCACUUGACAAACAGAAUUUUUCUCCUGUUGUAAAAGAUGCAGUGAUUGCAUCCAAUUCCUCAUUGACACCGAAGUACAAAUACAUACAGAAGCUUAGAGAGAGCAGGGAAUAUGCUCAACUAAUGACAAUGGGAGCCAAGAAAAGGAUACUGGUGCUCGGAUCUGGUUAUGUUUCUGGACCUGUUAUAAGCUAUCUCACAAGAGAUCCUAAUGUUGAGAUAACUGCAGUUUCCAUGAUAAGAGAUCAGGUGGAUCACUUGGCAAAGAAGUACAACAACACAACACCACUUGUCAUGGAUGUCCUGAAGAGUGAAGAGAAGCUGUCUUCUAUAGUAAAGAAACAUGAUCUUGUUAUCAGUUUACUGCCCUAUUCGGCACAUCCGCUAGUUGCAAAAAAAUGCAUCAAGGAGAAGAUAAACCUGGUGACUGCCAGCUAUUUGACUCCUGCUAUGAAAGAGCUGCAGCAAAGUGCUGAAGACUCUGGAAUAACGAUAGUUGGUGAAAUGGGGUUGGAUCCAGGCCUUGAUCAUAUGCUGGCCAUGGAAUGCUUUGAUAAAGCUAAAGAUGUGGGCGCCUCUGUAGAGUCCUACGUCUCCUUUUGUGGGGGUCUUCCAGCUCCAGAGUAUUCCGACAAUCCACUGAGGUAUAAGUUCAGCUGGAACCCACUUAGUGUUCUCGUAAAUACAAUACAGCCUGCCACUUAUCUGAAGAAUGGAGAGGUUGUUAAUAUUGCAGCUGGAGGCUCACUGCUGGAGUCUGUUACUGUCAUGGACUGUUUUCCUGGACUGAACCUAGAAGGCUUCCCAAACAGAGACAGUACUAAAUAUGCAGAACCCUAUGGCAUUCAGUCAGCCCAUACAUUGAUGAGAGGGACACUGAGGUACAAGGGAUUUGCUAAAGCAAUGAGUGGCUUUGUGAAAUUAGGACUAAUAAAUGGAGAUCCUUGUCCAUUGCUAGCUGUGGAUGCUCCAGUAGUAAGUUGGAGAGAGCUCAUCUGUCAUCUGCUGAAGGUUCCAUCCUCCACUAGUAUUGGCCACAUUAAGGAAAUCGUGUACAACAAGAUCGGAAGGGAUGAUAGCAACCUGGAAGCUAUCGAGUGGUUUGGCCUUCUAGGUGAAGAACCAGUGCCUGUUGCAGAAUCUGUUGUUGGUGCACUAGCUAAGCAUCUAGAAAUUCUGCUUUCUUUUGGUCCUGGAGAACGGGACAUGAUUGUUAUGAGAAAUGAUAUUGGCAUCAGACAUCCCUCUGGACAUUUGGAAGCUAAAAAUAUAAGCUUGGUGGUAUAUGGAGAUGUAAAUGGCUACUCUGCUAUGUCAAAAACUGUGGGCUAUCCCACUGCUAUUGCCGCUAAAAUGGUUUUGGAUGGUGAAAUUGAUGGCAAAGGUUUGGUAAUUCCUCUGACUAAGAAUAUCUAUGGGCCAAUCCUAGAACGAGUUAAAGAAGAAGGCAUUUUUUACAAUUUAAAAAGCACUUUCUCCCUUUAAGUGAUAUUAAGAGGGCCUGUGCAUUAUACUGAACUGUUUAAUUUAUAUAUUGUCAAAUAUUAUGUUAAACUAUGGCGCGAGAGUAAUUUUUUUUACAAGCACAGCUGCUUUUUGCUCAGUACAAAACGAAUUAUGGAACAAAGAAGAUUUUGGUUUGGUUUAUGAAUGUACUAAAACAUACCAAACUGCCUGUUUGCAUUUGUCAUACUUUCUUAUGUGUCAAAUUUUAAAAUUGUUUUGCUUGAACAUAAAAACUCCUUGUCAUUCUUCAGCCGAUUUUGAUUGUGAAAAAGGAAGUCCUGGGACAAUUCUGUCAUAAACUGCUUUAAAAUGAGUAACGGUUUUAAGAGCUUUAUUGAUUAAAUUGAAAAUGUCAGCAAAAAAAACAAAUUUUGCAUAAAUGCAUUUGCAUUAUGGAUAGAAAAUAGCCAUCACAGCUUAUGUUUGAAGCAAGGUCAUGUUGCUUAAAAUAUACUGUAUACAUAAUAAAUAUAUAUGUGUAGCGCUUAUACAAUGUCAAUCAUAACAAAAAACAUUGAAAUACAUUUUACGAAUAAUUGUGUCAUUCAAAUAAACGACAACAAGACAUUUAUAAAUAGCAAAUGUGCAUCAACUGAGUGUUGGAUGACAAAAGUAAGAAAUAUAUAAUAAAGUCCAUGUGUGAUGAAAUUC
Rana temporaria (common frog) is the source of this 3614-nucleotide messenger RNA. RefSeq names its product aminoadipate-semialdehyde synthase (gene AASS). The transcript has 24 exons. The record is from RefSeq and is a predicted model, not a curated record. Lineage: Eukaryota; Metazoa; Chordata; Amphibia; Anura; Ranidae. Gene Ontology annotation, molecular function: saccharopine dehydrogenase activity. The coding region runs from base 159 to 2942 and encodes 927 amino acids. Gene Ontology annotation, cellular component: cytoplasm.